Messenger RNA from Miniopterus natalensis, 3329 nucleotides. It is a transcript of the gene RBM19, whose product is annotated as RNA binding motif protein 19. Gene Ontology annotation, cellular component: nucleolus. NCBI's taxonomy places the organism in Eukaryota, Metazoa, Chordata, Mammalia, Chiroptera, Miniopteridae. Gene Ontology annotation, molecular function: mRNA binding. The record is from RefSeq and is a predicted model, not a curated record.
UGGCGAAAGAUGGCGGCGCCCAGGGCUGCGGCGUGAAAGUGGUUUGUGAGGAGACUCGGUGCCAACGCGCUGGAAUCAAACAGUGGGGCCGCGCGCCAUGUCGCGACUGAUCGUGAAGAACCUCCCGAAUGGGAUGAAGGAGGAGCGGUUUCGGCAGCUGUUCGCUGCCUUUGGCACGCUGACCGACUGCAGCCUGAAGUUCACCAAAGAUGGCAAGUUCCGCAAGUUUGGCUUCAUCGGCUUCAAGUUCGAGGAAGAGGCCCAAAGGGCACUGAACCAUUUCAACAAGAGUUUUGUUGACACGUCCCGCAUCACGGUGGAGUUCUGCAAGUCAUUUGGGGACCCAACAAAGCCACGAGCCUGGAGCAAACAUGCCCAGAAACCAAGCCAGCCCCAGCAGCCUUCAAAAGGCAAAGACUCCGCCCCCCUGGAAACUAAGAAAGACAAGAAGAAGAAAAAGGCAGCAGGUGAACUGGAGAAGCUGAAGGAAGACACCGAGUUCCAGGAAUUCCUGUCGGUUCACCAGAAGCGGACACAGGUGGCAACUUGGGCCAAUGAUGCCCUGGACGCAGAGUCCUCAAAAGGGAAGAGCAAGCUGGCCAGUGACUACCUGAACUUCGACUCCGACUCGGGCCAGGAGAGUGAGGAGGAGGGAGCUGGGGAGGACCCAGAAGAGGAGGCCGGCCUUGAACCAAAGGCAGCUGUGCGGAAGGAGUUGUCGGACAUGGAUUACCUGAAAUCCAAGGCGGUGCGGGCCGUGUCACUGUCCUCGGAGGAGGAGGAGAGUGAGGAUGAGGCUGUGAACUGUGACGAGGGGAGUGAGGCUGAGGAGGAGGAUUUCUGUGCCGCCCCCACCCGGCAGGACCAAGAGAGGACAGGGCCGGGCCCAGAGCAAGGGACCCGGUCUGGGAACAAGAAAGCACAGGAGUCCAGAGCCCAGACAGAGAAGCCAGCAGUCCAGAGGGAACCCAGCACCCCUCACACCGUGAAGCUGCGGGGAGCCCCGUUCAACGUCACAGAGAAAAAUGUUACUGAGUUCCUGGCGCCCCUGAAACCCGUGGCCAUUCGGAUAGUGAGAAAUGCUCACGGGAACAAAACAGGGUACGUCUUUGUGGAUUUCAGCAGCGAAGAGGAAGUGAAGAAAGCCUUGAAGUGCAACAGAGAAUACAUGGGUGGCCGCUACAUCGAGGUGUUCAGGGAAAGGAACGUCCCCGUAGCCAAGGGGCCCCUCAAGAGCAGUCCCAAACCCUGGCAAGGCCGGACACUCGGAGAGAACGAGGAGGAAGAGGACCUGGCCGACUCGGGGCGGCUAUUCGUGCGCAACCUGCCCUACACCAGCACCGAGGAGGACCUGGAGGGGAUCUUCUCCAAAUACGGUCCCCUGUCUGAGCUGCACUAUCCCAUUGACAGCCUGACCAAGAAACCCAAGGGCUUUGCCUUUGUCACCUUCAUGUUCCCCGAGCACGCCGUGAAGGCCUACGCGGACGUGGAUGGGCAGGUGUUCCAGGGUAGGAUGCUCCACGUGUUGCCAUCCACCAUCAAGAAGGAAGCCACCGAGGAUGCCACGGCUCCGGGAUCAUCCUCAUAUAAGAAGAAAAAGGAGUCCAAGGACAGGGCCAACAGCUCCAGCUCCCACAACUGGAACACGCUGUUCAUGGGCCCGAACGCUGUGGCUGACGCCAUCGCGCAGAAGUACAGUGCCACCAAGAGCCAGGUGUUCGACCACGAGACCAAGGGCAGCGUGGCUGUGCGAGUGGCCCUUGGGGAGACCCAGCUUGUCCAGGAAGUACGGCGCUUCCUCAUCGACAACGGGGUCAGCCUGGAUGCCUUCAGCCAGCCCGCUGCAGAGCGAAGCAAAACUGUCAUCCUGGUAAAGAACCUGCCAGCAGGCACCCUGGCGGCUGAGCUGCAGGAGACCUUCGGCCGCUUUGGCAGCCUGGGCCGCGUGCUGCUGCCUGAGGGCGGCGUCACGGCCAUCGUGGAGUUCCUGGAGCCCCUGGAAGCCCGCAAGGCCUUCCGACAGCUGGCCUAUUCUAAGUUUCACCACGUCCCCCUGUAUCUGGAGUGGGCUCCAAUGGGCGUCUUCUCCAGCUCAGCCCCACAGAAGGAGGGACCCCAAGACACACCGGUGGAACCCUUGGAUCCAGAAACUGAACCAGACAGUGAGACCUCGGAAGGUGAGAAGCCAACAGAGGAAGGAGCAGCCGACUCUUCGUCAAAGACAGAGGAGGAGGAGGAGGAGGAGGAGGAGAGCCUUCCCGGGUGCACCCUGUUCAUUAAAAACCUCAACUUCGACACCACUGAGGAGACGCUGAGGGCGGUGUUUUCCAGAGUGGGCGCCGUGAAGAGCUGCUCCGUUUCCAGGAAGAAGAGCAAAGCAGGAGUGCUGCUGUCCAUGGGGUUUGGGUUUGUGGAGUACAGGAAGCCAGAGCAGGCCCAGAAAGCGCUCAAGCAGCUCCAGGGCCACGUCGUGGAUGACCACAAGCUGGAAGUAAGGAUUUCGGAACGAGCCACUAAGCCAGCCCCGACAUCUGCUCGGAAGAAGCAAGUUCCCAGAAAACAGACGACCUCCAAGAUCCUGGUGCGGAACAUCCCCUUCCAGGCCGAUAGCCGGGAGAUCCGCGAGCUCUUCAGCACCUUCGGGGAACUGAAGACUGUCCGCUUGCCCAAGAAGAUGACUGGGACAGGCACGCACCGGGGGUUCGGCUUUGUGGACUUCCUCACCAAGCAGGACGCCAAGCGAGCCUUCAACGCCCUGUGUCACAGCACCCACCUGUACGGCCGGAGGCUGGUCCUGGAGUGGGCGGACUCCGAGGUGACGCUGCAGGCGCUGCGGCGGAAGACGGUCGAGCACUUCCACGAGCCCCCGAAGAAAAAGCGGUCUGUGGUGUUGGACGAGAUCCUGGAGCAGCUGGAAGACAGUGAAAACGACAGCGAGGAGCAAACCCUUCAGCUGUGAGCUGGCACCGAGAGGGUCGUUGGAUAACGGUGCUCACCUGGGAGGGGAGUGGUGGCUGCCUUUCGUGGAGCAGAGUGAGAGGCUGUACCUUCCACCCCGAGUGCCCGGACAACCUCCUGCCUCCAGACCCCGAGGGGAGAGCCCACUUUCUCCGUCCAAGCCCCACACUGACCUCGUGCUGCAGAGUAAACUUGGAACUUGCACCCAUCAGAAGCCGCGGGGAGCGCGUCCUGGCUCCAAACCAGGAGUGGAGGUGGCCGGGAGCGAGGAACCCGGCCCCUGUGCCUGCGUGGCUUUGACUUUCCCCCUCACCUUUGAUGUGUGUAUCGGAUUCUUUUUUCUAAAUACAAAACCAAGGUGCCUUUUCAGC